AUGCGUCGUGCGUUGUUUUUGCGCAUCGUUAAUGCUGUCGCCUCCGAUCCAUACUUCCAACAACGCACGGAUGCACUUGGGAGGCCCGGCUUCACGCCAUUGCAAAAAUGCAUUGUCGCUGUUCGUAUGCUAGCUAACGGUGGGGCAGCGGACCAAUACGACGAGUAUCUCCGGAUUGCAGAGUCGAUAGCGUUGGAGUGCUUGCGGAGAUUCAGUCGUGCCAUUAUUCAACUCUUCGGCGCGGAGUACUUGAGGAGGCCGACUUCCGCUGACUGCCAACGGCUUCUAGCAAUGCACGAAGCGAAGCACGGCUUCCCGGGAAUGCUAGGGAGCCUUGAUUGCAUGCAUUGGGCGUGGAAGAAUUGUCCAACGACAUGGCAAGGCGCAUACACUUGUGGCGAUCAGGGGGAACCGACCAUCAUCCUCGAUAGGCCUGGGAAUCGAGUCUGGUUCGGGUACCCUACCCGAAAAAAUCGGGUACCCGAACCCGAAUAA
Messenger RNA from Salvia miltiorrhiza (redroot sage), 495 nucleotides. RefSeq lists its product as uncharacterized. The record is from RefSeq and is a predicted model, not a curated record. NCBI's taxonomy places the organism in Eukaryota, Viridiplantae, Streptophyta, Magnoliopsida, Lamiales, Lamiaceae. The transcript has a single exon. Bases 1 to 495 code for a protein of 164 amino acids.